CAGCGAAGUGUUUGAGACGUCAGAGGUCAGUCAGGUCAGUACUCGAAAAAAAAAGAGGUCAGUCAGGUCACACCCGCGGCCGGGCACAUCCCCGCGCCCACGGCCCAAACCAAACACCGACCCGCACCGCGCGUCCCCUCCCCUCCCCUCCCUUCCCAGCCCCUCAUCCUCGCCGACCACUGCCCUCCUCACCGCCGCCGUUGCCGCAGCUAACCCUGCUCAGCGGCCGCACCGAUCUGUCUCUCGCGCUAGGGUUUCCGCCCGCCCGCCUACUGCGGCUCCAUCGGCUCCGCUCGAUUCGCGCCGAGGGGCGGCUGCUCCGUGCUCUGAGCCACCCGUCCCCGCUACAGCCCAUUGCUGCCGGGGUGCUCUGCGGUCGGCUGCUGUUGGCGUAGGGGGACUAGUGUUUGGCUCCGCCAGGCGGAGGGGGCAUUGGUUUGGCGCCGCACGGGGAUGGUGCCCAACGGGCUCCUGCCCAAUGCGUCGGCCGGGGUGACGCGGCGGCUCGAUCCCGAGCGCUUGGCGGUCGCGGAGGGCCGCACGGCCGAGCUGAUCGCGCGCAUCCAGCCCAACGCGCACUCCGAGGGGCGGAGGCAGGCCGUCUACCACUACGUGCAGCGGCUCAUCAUGAACUGCCUCUCGUGCCAGGUUUUUACCUUUGGGUCAGUCCCUCUCAAGACGUACUUACCUGAUGGUGACAUUGAUGUCACUGCUUUUAGUAAUAGUGAAGAACUAAAGGAGAUUUGGGCAAAUCUUGUCCGGAAUGCAUUGGAACACGAAGAGAAGAGUGAAAAUGCUGAGUUUAGUGUAAACGAAAUUCAGUAUAUUCAGGCAGAGGUCAAGAUUAUUAAAUGUCUUGUGGAAAACAUUGUUGUUGACAUCUCAUUUAAUCAAGUUGGUGGACUAUGUACACUUUGUUUUCUUGAACAGGUCGACAACUUGAUCAAUAAAAAACAUUUAUUCAAGCGGAGUAUCAUAUUGAUAAAGGCAUGGUGUUUCUACGAGAGUCGUAUUCUUGGAGCGCACCAUGGUCUUAUAUCUACUUACGCAUUGGAGAUCCUGGUUCUGUACAUAUUUCAUAUAUUCGAUAAUUCUUUUACUGGACCACUUGAGGUGCUAUACCGUUUCUUAGAAUUUUUCAGCAACUUCGAUUGGGAGAACUUUUGUUUGAGCUUGCGUGGCCCAGUUCCUAUAAGUUCACUUCCAGACAUGUCUGUGGAGCCUCCGUGGAUGGAUAGUGGUGAAUUGUUGCUGAGCAAGUCCUUCCUGGAUGAUUGCAGUUCUGCAUACGGAUUUAUGCCUCACACCCAGGAAAGCCAGGGCCAACCAUUUGUCUCAAAGCACUUCAAUGUCAUCGAUCCUUUACGUACAAACAAUAACCUUGGAAAAAGUGUCAGUAAAGGCAAUUUCUUUAGAAUACGCAGUGCUUUUGCAUUUGGAGCGAAAAGGCUGGGAAAGUUACUUCAAUGUCCAAAAGAAGAUUUAAUUGCUGAAUUAAAUCAAUUCUUCACAAAUACAUGGAUAAGACACGAGAGUCACAAUCGUCCUGAUGUGCCUACCCCAAGUCUGGUUGAUGUGCGACCUCUGAAGGCUGUUCCUGCUGUAGUGUCAAACAGUCACCAAAGUGUAACAGCAUUCAAGAAAAAGGUUGAAAGUCCUAAGCUUCAUGCUAAUCAGGAUAAUCUUACUGAAGUUGGUCAUAGUUAUCCUGACCCUUCUUCUCAGGCACUUGACAAAAGUGACCUACACUGUCGGAAUACGCCAAGAACAAUUAAUCCUUCUGUUUCUCAUGCGCAGCACCAAAAAGUUUAUGCAACUCAAGGCAAUUUCAAGGUCUCCGAACAGCUUGAAAGAAACAACUCUGCUGGAUCGAUGCAAGGUGAAAGGGAUAAGAGAGUGCCAAAUGCUCUUUUUGUCAACGACAUAAAUGGGCAAAACAGGUUUAGAUUUGCAAGAACUCGAUCAAGUCCUGAACUGACAGAUUCUUCUGUUGAAGGGUUUCACGGUAGGUGGACUAGAGUGGCUGAUAUGGAAAAAUCUCUGAAGGUUGAUUACAGUAGCAGAAGAAGUAUCUUGAUUCCAGAAGUGUCUAGCAUCCACAUCACUAAGUCUUCGCAGGAUGAAUCAGUGUCUUCCAUGAACAGUUCAUCUCACCCUAGUGCAAAAGCAGCUUCUGAUUCAAAUAGUGUUUCGAGCAGCUAUCGUGAAGAUAAUGGUUUUGUGAUGAACGAAGAACUUCCUUCUGUCUCUGAAUCAUCGAAGAUGCACCAUGAUGAACAAGUUUUGGUUAAUUUAAUGGCAUCAGCAAAGUUGCAUGGCUUCGAUGGACAGGCUCAAUUGCCAAUGCAAAUACCUUCUCAUCUGUCUGCAGCACAUUCCCCUUUACUGGCUCCAACAGCUUUUCCUCAAAAGCAUUUGGCCGGGAUUCCACCAGCUAGCUUAAUUGGAACAUCAUGGUUGCCCAAUAUGCAGCUCCUCCACGGAUUUGUUCCACCACCUAUGACCCGUUACAUAUGCAACCCAACUUUUGCAUCAAACAUUGAGGAUGGUAAUGAGAGUGAGAAGCCUAUUAUAUCAGAUGCAAAGCAUGAUACUGGCAAAAAUUGGCAUGAGUAUGGUGCUGGAUUUUCUAGACACUUAGAUCCUGAAGGAAGAGAUCCUCACAUCUAUGAUAUUGAUGGCAAGGAACAUUCCUCUUUGCCUAAUGGUGUAUGUGGUGCCCCCUUGGAAAGGCAGAUGGAAUUUACUGUUGGGGAUUAUGGUGUAGAUGACGAAAACUAUACCAGCAUGUUUCAGAGUCAAACAAGUAGAGAAGCUGACAUAGUUUGCUCUAUGAGGAGUGGAUAUGUGAGUGUUCCUUCACAUGCCAGUUCUUCCAGAGGCAAAGCUCUGGAUGUGAGUUCAUGGGGAAAAAGGCCUGCCUUUGCAGCACCUGCCACAACCACACAUAGCAAGACUGGUUGGCAGAUGGGAAAUACUACAGAGCAUCUCCUAACUGAAGUUGAUAAUGGCCCCAGAAAUGGGGCAGUAGUACCAAUCAUUAAUGAAGCUUCUGAGAUAGUAGCAGGAUCCGACUCUUUUUCGACACAAUCAAGAACUAGUCAAGUACCAAAUGAUUUUGAUCCAUCACAGAUUGGCAUGCCUAAUCCAGUGUUUGCACCUUUUCUUAUUGGUUCCCCUCAGCAGAGGCAAGCUGAUAGCUCUGGCCUGACUUUUGUUCCAACAGGUCCACCAGUUCCUUUUGUUGUGCUCCCAUUUGUUCCAGGGAAUAGUGAUGGUUCUGUUCCCCAGUUUGAGAGAAGUGAGGGAAUUGAUCAGAUUCCUGCCAAUAUCGCAGGUCAAAAUUUUAGUUCACUUAAUGAUGUUCACCAACUAGAUACCAAUGCUACCUCAACAGCAUCAUGCAGUAUUAUGGCUGAGCCAUCUGAUGAACACAAGCCUGACAUCUUGAACAGCGAUUUUGAUAACCAUUGGAACAUUUUACAGUAUGGGCGAAUCUGCCAGAAUGCACGUCCUCUGGGUCCUGUUUUAUACCCUUUUGCGGUCCCACCAGUGUAUUUUCAGGGCCAUGCUCCAUGGGAUGGGCCUGGAAGACCAGCUGCACCAAAUGUUAACUGGACACAGAUGGUGGGCCCUGGUCAACAAAUUUUUCCUGUGAUGCCUCUACAACCUACUACAGAAAGAGCUACUGGCGUUCUCCAGCAUUAUGGAGAAGAUGCACCCAGAUACCGUGGAGGCACGGGAACCUACUUGCCCAAUCCUAUUCAUGGGAAGACCCCCUUUAUCUCAUCACGAAUAUCCUAGAGCUUGGGCUCCAGAAAGGCAGAGUGAACUGUUUUCUACUAGGUGGCUAGUUUUGAGUUGCUUAUUGGUGAAACUCUGUCUGUACUAGUUGGUUUUAAUUAGUAUUCAAAGUUAGUGUAGAUCAUUCUGAAGCUCAUAUGCUGCCACAGUUUUGACUGGAACCAGCUGUUUUAUAUCUUGAAAGCUUCGAAACUAGUAACUUUGGUGCUUGUGAGCACUACAAGGAAGAUGCAACUUAUAUAAACUUGUUCGGAACCAUAAUCUUGAAAGGAUUCCGAUAUCCAAUUUUUUUUUUGUUGAUCUAGUUUUUCCCUACUAAGCAAUCUUUCUUUGAAGAAAUGCUUCUUUGUAAUUAAGUUUUACCUGGUUUUAGUCAACCUGAAGCUCAUGUAUUACCGACCAACAGCGUGAGAUCAUAGCAUGGUAACUAUGUGGCAUUGAUAAUGAUGAUUGGUGGCACCGUAAGGACGUACAAAAGAUAACUAGUGUUGAGUGUUUAAUCAUCAAUAAAUGAAACAUCUAGAUAUUUAUAGGUAUAUAAACUGGAGGGGUUCAGAGGUGGGGAUGAAUCGUCAGCUAAGUGUACUAUGGCUAAUCAGAUUUAUCAGUUGUCACAUGAUGAAAGCCAUGAGUUCAUUUCAUGGCUGAAUUGAAGAUAUUCUGGAUUAUGGGAUCUCUAGGUUAUUCUUUUGGUAGCUCUACCUUUUGUGCCUCUAGGGCACUAUGAUUUCUUUGUUUCGCAAGAGAAAUUUAUUAAGCAAUGACUAAUGAGCUUGGUAGUCUGAACUGGGAAAUACUGAGUCGUCAAUUAUGUGGCUUCUGUUAUCUUAGAAGGUUCCAUUUAGGAACCGGCACUCAAGUUCAAGAAACUACAGAAGAGGUUAUAAUAGUGACAGGAGCGACCAUAAUGACAAGGAAAGAAGCUGGAUAAACUCGAAAAAACGGAGUCCAAACCGCAGCUAUGGACGUAGCCAA
Molecule: messenger RNA, 4779 nt
Organism: Phragmites australis (common reed)
Lineage: Eukaryota; Viridiplantae; Streptophyta; Magnoliopsida; Poales; Poaceae
Exons: 8
Coding region: 454-3804 (1116 amino acids)
Source: RefSeq, a predicted model, not a curated record